Xyrauchen texanus (razorback sucker) is the source of this 2525-nucleotide messenger RNA. RefSeq names its product DEAD (Asp-Glu-Ala-Asp) box helicase 1 (gene ddx1). The transcript is spliced from 26 exons. Bases 74 to 2293 code for a protein of 739 amino acids. Gene Ontology annotation, molecular function: protein binding; RNA helicase activity; nucleic acid binding. Lineage: Eukaryota; Metazoa; Chordata; Actinopteri; Cypriniformes; Catostomidae. The record is from RefSeq and is a predicted model, not a curated record.
UCUGCACGGACCGUCUCCCAACGACGCACCCUGUCACAGUUCCACGUUACUUCCGGAAGAGAGACUCGCUAGAAUGGCUGCGUUCGGCGAAAUGGGAGUGAUGCCUGAAAUUGCACAGGCAGUGGAAGAAAUGGAUUGGCUGUUGCCAACCGACAUUCAGGCCGAGUCCAUCCCACUGAUUCUGGGUGGAGGAGACGUGCUUAUGGCUGCUGAGACUGGGAGUGGUAAAACUGGAGCCUUCAGUAUUCCAGUAAUCCAAAUAGUCUAUGAGACCCUUAAAGACCAGCAGGAGGGGAAGAAGGGACGCACAGCAGUGAAGACAGGAGGAGCAGUUUUCAAUAAAUGGCAGAUGAACCCCUAUGAUAGAAGUCCAGCAUUUGCUAUUGGUCCAGAUGGCCUGUGUUGUCAAAGCAGAGAGUUCAAAGAGUGGCAUGGCUGCCGUUCCACCAAAGGUGUCACAAAAGGGAAGUAUUAUUAUGAAGUUACCUGUCAUGAUCAAGGGUUGUGCAGGGUGGGCUGGUCCACCAGCCAGGCAUCACUGGACUUGGGUACUGAUAAAUAUGGAUUUGGCUUUGGAGGGACUGGAAAGAAAUCUAACAAUAAGCAAUUUGAUAGUUAUGGAGAGGAGUUUACUAUGCACGACACCAUUGGAUGCUACAUAGAUCUCGACAAAGGCCAUAUGUCAUUCUCCAAAAAUGGUAAUGAUCUGGGUCUGGCUUUUGAGAUCCUUCAGCAGAUUAAAAACCAGCCCUUCUUUGCUUCCUGUGUGCUGAAGAAUGCAGAACUGAAAUUCAACUUUGGUGAUGAACCUUUCAAAAACCAACCUAAAGAUGGCUAUGUGGCUCUGAACCAGGCAACAGAUGGCCAUGUGGUCAAAUCCACCCAGACAGGCAGUGCUAAAGUGAGUCAGGUCAAAUCUACUUCUAACGCCCCCAGAGCUCUCAUCAUUGAGCCGUCUAAAGAGCUGGCUGAACAAACCCUCAACAAUGUCAAUCAGUUCAAGAAAUACGUUGAUAACCCCAAAUUGAGGGAUCUUCUGAUCAUCGGUGGAGUGGCUGCUAAAGAACAGCUAUCUGUUUUAGAAAUCGGGGUUGAUAUUGUAGUUGGAACCCCAGGCAGACUGGAUGAUCUGAUUUCCACAGGAAAGCUGGAGCUAUCUCAAGUCCGCUUCCUAGUUCUGGAUGAGUGUGAUGGGCUCCUCACAGCUGGGUACACUGACUUCAUCAUGAGGGUGUACAACCAGAUCCCUCAAGUCACCUCAGAUGGCAAGAGACUACAGGUGAUAGUUUGCUCUGCCACGCUGCACUCAUUUGAAGUGAAGAAGCUCUCUGAAAAGAUCAUGCACUUCCCCACAUGGGUGGAUCUGAAGGGUGAAGACUCUGUGCCAGAGACCGUCCAUCAUGUGGUGGUGCCAGUCAACCCUAAAAUUGACAGGUUUUGGGAGAAAGUGAAAAGCCACAUUAGGACUGAUGAAGUUCAUGCCAAGGACAACACACGACCUGGAGCCAACACCCCAGAGAUGUGGUCAGAAGCUAUUAAAAUCCUAAAGGGAGAGUACACCGUGAGAGCCAUUAAGGAGCAUAAGAUGGAUCAGGCCAUCAUCUUCUGCAGGACAAAGAUCGACUGUGACAAUAUGGAGGAGUACUUCAUCAAGCAAGGAGGAGGUCCAGACAAGAAAGGACACCAGUUCUCUUGUGUUUGUCUUCACGGUGACCGGAAACCAAAUGAGCGCAAAUACAACUUGGAGAGAUUCAAGAAACAGGAAGUGAACUUUCUUAUUUGCACGGACGUAGCUGCCAGAGGAAUUGAUAUCCGUGGUGUUCCGUACGUGAUAAAUGUGACCCUACCAGAUGAGAAGCAGAACUACGUACAUCGCAUUGGAAGAGUUGGCAGAGCUGACAGGAUGGGUCUGGCUAUAUCACUGGUUGCGAUGGAGAAAGAAAAGGUGUGGUACCAUGUUUGUAACAGCAGAGGAAAAAGCUGCAAUAACACCAGACUUAAAGAGAAUGGAGGCUGCACAAUUUGGUACAAUGAAAAAGAGCUGUUGUCAGAAAUAGAGGAACAUCUAAAAUGCACCAUUACUCAGUGUGAACCUGACAUCAAAGUACCUGUCGAUGAAUUUGACGGCAAAGUGACUUAUGGGCAGCGAAAGGCUGCAGGGGGUGGUCUGUAUAAGGGUCAUGUGGAUAUACUGGCCCCAACUGUACAGGAACUGGCUAACCUGGAAAGAGAGGCACAAACGUCCUUCCUUCAUCUCGGCUAUCUACCCAACCAACUCUUCAAAGCGUUCUGAAGCACAUUUGCACUCAUCAAACUGGCUUGUUUGCCAUUUAAAGUCUAUGGAAAAAGCCACGAGACAAAAAGCAUGCAUCACUAACCUUAACUAAAUAAAGCAUUUCAGUUGAUGUGCAUGCUUUGACAUGCAAAGAAAAUUUUAUUUUCUGGAGAAAAAUAUAAUACUAUGUUUUUUCAAAAGCAUCUGAGUUGUAGUCAUAUGCUUGUGAUCAACUUAAAAUAAAUUAAAA